This is a messenger RNA of Ogataea parapolymorpha DL-1, 1068 nucleotides long. Its product is annotated as Mitochondrial ribosomal protein of the large subunit. The coding region runs from base 1 to 1068 and encodes 355 amino acids. Gene Ontology annotation, molecular function: double-stranded RNA binding; ribonuclease III activity. Gene Ontology annotation, biological process: primary miRNA processing; regulation of gene expression; rRNA processing. The transcript has a single exon. Lineage: Eukaryota; Fungi; Ascomycota; Pichiomycetes; Pichiales; Pichiaceae. Gene Ontology annotation, cellular component: nucleus. The record is from RefSeq and is a predicted model, not a curated record.
AUGAGAUUUGUGAGACAUAUAUCCAUAUCACCAUUGAAUAAAGUCGUUGUACAGUCAAAACCGAAGCCUGUUCAUAAAUUCUCAUACGAGAAAGCCAAUAAUGUCCGGAUGAACAGCGACGAUUUGGAGACACCUGAUUCACCCACAAACUUUGGUGAUUAUAAGAGAACAUCGUAUGGACUAAAAGUGUCCGAAGAAGAAGCCCAAAAAAUUCCCUCCAUAUUAGCUUUGCAUGCGAGAUUGAAUCUUUCACCGAAUUUCAAAAAGUCGACCCUUGUGAGAGCUCUUACAUCCAGAAUGAAGAACAAUGACUAUGUUGAUAAUCAUCAAAUGGCUCUUUUUGGAUCGAGCAUGCUUUCCUACUAUACAACAGAGUACCUCAUAACAACCUACCCUCGACUUCCAAUUGGAAUUUUGAAAGCUGCAACUGACGCAUUUGUGGGUGAUUAUCCGCUUCAUGACGUCGCUAAAAACGUCUGGGGUAUUGAGGAAGAUUUGAGUACUAAUCUUGAAAAGUACCUGUCUAAAGAGCCCAAAUUGUUCAGAUUUGGCAGACUUAGAUAUGACAGGCAGGCACAAGAAGUGGAAGCUGGUAUUACAAAAUAUAGUAUCACAUCGGAAACUUCCUUGAGUACUGCUACCGCAUAUGCAAAUAGUGUUAGAGCUAUCGUGGCUGGUGUGUUUGCGGCAGAUGAUGAGCGGGAAACCAAAGAUUUCAUUUACAGACAUAUUUUGUCAAGAAACGUGGAUAUAUCAUCGAUGUUCGAAUUUGAAGAGCCAGGGAAACUUUUAGCAAGGCUCCUCAAAACGAAGAAUAUGGAACUUCCUACUAUCAGGCUUAUCUCUGAAACAGGUAGACAAUCGAGUUCUCCAACGUUUAUUGUUGGCUGCUUCAGCGGAGAUAAUCUUCUAGGAGAGGGACAAGGUACCUCCUUGAAAGAGGCUCGUAUUCGAAGUUGUGUUAGCGCUCUCAAAGCAUUCUACCUUUACAAACCACUUGAACCCCGGGUUCCAAGUGAUGAACGUUUUAAGCCGCUAUUUGUCGAUGAGGGAGAGUCGUUUUAUUGA